Messenger RNA from Saprolegnia parasitica CBS 223.65, 2691 nucleotides. RefSeq lists its product as hypothetical. NCBI's taxonomy places the organism in Eukaryota, Oomycota, Saprolegniomycetes, Saprolegniales, Saprolegniaceae. The record is from RefSeq and is a predicted model, not a curated record. Gene Ontology annotation, molecular function: protein binding. Bases 1 to 2691 code for a protein of 896 amino acids. The transcript has 13 exons.
AUGACGUGUGGUGGCCAGAGCGACCACGAAGACAAGCAACUCUUGCACUGGGUCAACUCGCUGCCGGUAGCCAGCUGCCUCCUCGUCGACUCAUUCGACCAGCUUCGGUCCGGCGACGUCUUUGCCGACAUCUUUGGCCUCGUCCACCACAACGAGAGCGACAGCCAGCGCGCGAUCCUCGGACCGCCUGCGCAAAAGCUGCAAAUCGUGCUCACGUCGGUGCUUCAACUGGUCUCGGCGGCCGAGUGGAGCCAACGCUACGUCUUGCGGGAGCCUGAGACGAUCUUGGACAUCCUCGAUGGCUCGCAUGCUGCUAUUGCGACGCUACUACGCGCACUCAAGAAGCGUUGGGACCUCGUGGCGCGGCAGGUGCAGCACCGUGACCGACUCGACGCCCAGCUCCAGCGCCAAAUCGAAAAACAGCUACCGUCGCCAGCAGCAGCUCGUCCGAUCAAACCAUCACCGCAUGACUGGAACCCAUCGACGCAGCAGUGCGUCACGGUCUCCAAGAAAGUGCGGGCGCCCGAGGCAAGCGCCCGACCGUGCUCUCGAUCCACGCACAAGAGUGGGCCCCGCCGCAUGAUUGACGCGGCCGAUGUCCCUUACGACAUGCACCCCUUGGAUGCCAGAACGACCAAGGCGGCUCGCGAUGGCAGCGACCUCGCUGAAUUUACAACCCACAUGGCAGAGAGCAAGCGGGCGACCGCCUUUGCGAUCUGCAAGUGGAUCCGAUCGCUCAGCAUUCCACUGGGCUUUGAAGCCUCUCUCGAGAAGGCGACGGCCUCGAGCUUCCUGCACACAGCGGCCAGCGUCUUCAAAGAUGGUGUGAUCCUCUGUCAACUCACAGCUGUAGUUGUCUACCAUUUAGGGGCGUCGUCGGCCAAAGCCAAGCUGCGCCCCGUGGCGACUCAGCCCGGUACGUUCGUGCCGCAAGGCUGCUGCUUGCAGCCGGUGACACUCGCCCAGAAGCGGCACAACCUUCAGCUCGCUCUCCACCUGCUUCGCGAGAUCCCAGAAGUGACGCACCCGGUCGUAUGCGCGCUGGACCUUUACGACCCGCUCGCAUCGGCCUUUGACGAGCACAUUUGGACGCUUCUCCACGUCUUGUACAAGCUCAGCCGCAGCAAGGAGCGUGGCGCGCCGCCGUGCCGGGACCGCCCCGUCCUGCCACCCGCCCCGCCCGUUGAGCCCAGUGGCAGCAGCAGGAACGAGGUGGUUUUUCCCAGCGUGUCGCCGCAGCAAGUCCACGCGGUGCGCGACUGGCUACAGCACCUCGGCCUCGACGCGUCGUCGAGUGCCACGGGACUGCUCGCGGAUCCGUACCGCAACGGCAGCUUUCUCUGCGACGUGCUCAACCGUUUGGUGGCGCGGGACCGAGAGCUCACGUUUCACCGGACGCCCAAGACGCUGCACCAAGCAAAAGCCAACUUGCAAGCCGGCUUCCACUGCUUGCACGCGCAGCGUAUCUCGCUCCCUCCGCUAUACUGGUCCCUCGAGCACGGGUACGGGCUUCUGAAAGGGCACUUCCACGCUGUCUACGGCUUUUGGUGGCACCUUUCGCAAGCGCUGCAGUCCUCGGCAGUGACGCCGACAGCGCCACACACCACCAGCCAUGAGCUAGCCACGCGCAAGAUCCUGGUGGCCGAGUGGCUGCGCACGAAAGGCUUUCUGAGCGACCUCCGCCAUGCCACAGCGCACCACCACCAUUGGACGUUUGAUAUGCUCAAGCCGUGUCUGGUCAACGGAACCCUUUUGCUGGCCAUGGCGUCGACCCUUACUCAGAGCAGCGAGUCAUGCCGCGUCGUGCUCGACCCCGUGCCUACGUCUGUGGCGCGUGCGCACAUUGCGGAGGCGCUCGAGCUUCUGCGGCUGCUGCCAUCGAUGCCCCAGCGCUUCCUCUGGUGCGAAGACAAGGUGCGCGCUGGCGACGACGCCGUGCUGCUGGGUCUCUUGGAAGAUGUGCAAGGCCUCGGCGACACCCCCGGGGCGGUGGCGCCGCAACGAUGCCUCCCGCGCGCCGCGGUAUCCACCGACCACUUGCUGCCGAUUCGAGAAGAGGACGACGACGAUACAAGUGGCACAAAACAGCACCACCUGGAGUGUGUGCACACGCAAGCUGCCAUCUCGAGCUCGCGCCAAUGGCGAGAGAUUGACAUCGACACGGACCUCGACCUACUGCCCCGCGCCCACCACUCGGACGGGAUCGACAUCGAAGAGGAAUCAGCGAGGCCACCGACACUGCCGUCGCCGCAUGCGCCGCCCCAGUUUGUCCGACGACCGACUCUGGUGCCGCGAGCCAGUGCUGCACUGCCGGCCGUCGACACUGAGCCUCUCGCAACGUGGCUCGAGCACCUUCAAGUCAAGCCACUCCCGCGCCUCGACGGCCAUACGCUGGACGCAUUUCGCGACGGCCUUUUGCUCGUGCAGGUCGUCGAGAAGGUCGAGCACAUUCGGGUGCUCGAAGGCGUGUGCCGUCAGCCCAAAGGCAAGAAAGCACCGUGUCUCCACAAUAUCAAAAAAGUGCUCGAUAUUUUGCGACUCAAAAAGACCAUGCCGCUCUUACUGCUACGCAAAGACCGCGAGAUUUACGCCGGGGACCGCACUGUGAUCUUGACGCUGCUGGAUCACAUCCGCAAGGCGUACGGGUACCAACAUUUGGCCGUCGGCUCGAAACCAAGUACGAGCGCGUAG